AUGCCUUUGGCUAGAGAUUUAUUACACCCUUUCUUGGAAGAGGAAAAGAGAAAACAUAAAAAGAAACAGCUAGUUCAAAGUCCACAUUCUUAUUUUAUGGAUGUAAAAUGUUCAGGUUGCUACAAGAUUACCACAGUUUUCAGCCAUGCUCAGACAGUGGUUCUUUGUGUAGGUUUUUCAACAGUUUUGUGCCAGCUUACAAGAAGAAAGGCCAGACACACAGAAGGUUGCUCAUUUAGAAGAAAGGAACACGAAUGA
Messenger RNA from Chinchilla lanigera (long-tailed chinchilla), 258 nucleotides. RefSeq names its product 40S ribosomal protein S27-like. The coding region runs from base 1 to 258 and encodes 85 amino acids. The record is from RefSeq and is a predicted model, not a curated record. The transcript has a single exon. Gene Ontology annotation, biological process: ribosomal small subunit assembly; translation. Gene Ontology annotation, molecular function: RNA binding; structural constituent of ribosome. Lineage: Eukaryota; Metazoa; Chordata; Mammalia; Rodentia; Chinchillidae. Gene Ontology annotation, cellular component: cytosolic small ribosomal subunit; ribosome.